This is a messenger RNA of Aspergillus terreus NIH2624, 1296 nucleotides long. RefSeq lists its product as uncharacterized. The transcript has a single exon. Gene Ontology annotation, cellular component: Golgi membrane. Gene Ontology annotation, biological process: GPI anchor biosynthetic process. Gene Ontology annotation, molecular function: glycosyltransferase activity. The record is from RefSeq and is a predicted model, not a curated record. NCBI's taxonomy places the organism in Eukaryota, Fungi, Ascomycota, Eurotiomycetes, Eurotiales, Aspergillaceae. The coding region runs from base 1 to 1296 and encodes 431 amino acids.
AUGCCGCUCCUCAACCGCAAACAGAGGCUGUCGCUAGUCUCGUUCGCCUGCAUUUAUUUCCUGCUUCUUCUCUACUGCAGCUUCAACUCCGCGCGCGAUCCCGGCUCCGCCUUUUUCCAACCCCGAGCGGGCUACCAACCGGUGCAUAGUCCCACGCGAAUCAAGGAAUCUCUGGGAUACCUUUCCUCUUACAAUGCAACCGCGGCGGACCUCGAACUAGAUCCCCACGCCACCACCACGCAGAAUGCCUCCCUCUGUGUCGGCGUCGUCACCGUCCGGCGGCCCCUCAUCCAGACCCUCGACAUGACCGUGGGAUCGGUGCUGGAGGGCCUCACCCCCGACCAGCGGUCCUCACUCGCGCUCCAUGUCCUCUUCGCAGUCACCCACCCGGCCGACCAUCCGCUCUACCAACAUCCCUGGGUGGCCAACGUCGUCAACCGCACGCUGACGUACGGCUGGCUGGACGAUGCCCCGCUGACCUCCCUCCGGCGGCUGGAGAUGUCGCGCAACUACAAGAAGAAGUCGCUGAUCGACUACCGACUGGCGCUGCAGUCCUGUUACGACUACACGGAUGCCCCGUGGAUCAUGAUGCUGGAGGACGACGUCUUGGCGCAGGGUGCCUGGUACAACCACACCAUGCGAAGCAUACAGAAUAUCGAGGCGUGGAAAGAGCAGGGCCGCAUCCAGGACUGGCUCUAUCUCCGUCUGUUCUACACGGAGAAGUUCCUGGGCUGGAACUCCGAAUUCUGGCCCGUCUACCUCGGCUGGAGCGUGGCCAUUGUGCUGGCGGCCGGUCUGACGGGCAUCUGCUGUCGACGGCGAGUGCGCCCGCUGCAGGAGGUCCUGUCGAACCGGUUCCUGGCGAUUGUGUGCCUGCUCUGCGUCCCACUCCUCAUCGGCUUGUACUUCCUCGCCGGCCGGGUGACGAUGCGCCCCAUGCAACCGGGCAUCCAUCUCAUGAACAAACACGGCUGCUGCUCGCAGGCCAUGGUGUUCCCGCGGGAAAAGAUCCCGAUCGUCGCGAAUGAGAUGAUGAUCGUCCAGGACUGGAAGAAGGUCAAGGCGGCGGACUCGGUUAUUGAGAUGGUCGGCAAUGAAUAUGGGUUCGAUCGGCUGGCUAUCUCGCCGCCGCUGAUGCAGCAUAUCGGCGCGGCUACGUAUAAGGAGGACAAAAAGAAGUGGAACAUGGAUUACUCCCUUGGCGGCGCGCACGGGGUGUGGAGUAUGGAGUUUGAAAAGGCGUACGAACAGGCCCGGUUUGGGGCCGGCAUUCCGGAUGCCCUGUGGCUGGAUUGA